AUGUCGUUCUACCUCGCAAUUGUGUCACCACUCGACACGCCGCUCUUCGAACUGUCUUUCAACAGCAGCAAGCCAGCGCCUCCAUCCAGCGCCUCGUCGGCCAGUUUCAGCUGGAGCAGCUUCAACGGCCCAGACGCUACCCCCGUCCCAUCAGGCCUCAACCUCGGCCUAGUAUCAGGACCUGGGGUGGAGCGACACCUGCUGCAGAUGAUUGCGCAUGCGGCAUUGGAUACGGUCGAGGAGGUGGCCGAGGGCACGGGGAGUCUAUACCUCAAGAACGUAGACAAGCACAACGAGUGGAUGGUGUCUGCGUUCCUUGCUACCAAUGUCAAGUUUGUGCUGCUGCAUGAUACGAAGAAUGACGAUGGGAUCCGGGUGUUCUUUGGCGACGUGUGGGAGCUGUAUGUCAAGGCCGCACUCAACCCGUUCCACACAGUCAACACGUCGAUCCGAACCCCUCUCUUCGAGGCCCGGGUGCGCGCCAGCGCACGAAAGUACCUUUAA
Molecule: messenger RNA, 504 nt
Organism: Cutaneotrichosporon cavernicola
Lineage: Eukaryota; Fungi; Basidiomycota; Tremellomycetes; Trichosporonales; Trichosporonaceae
Gene: TRS20
Exons: 4
Coding region: 1-504 (167 amino acids)
Biological process (GO): endoplasmic reticulum to Golgi vesicle-mediated transport
Cellular component (GO): cytoplasm; TRAPP complex; nucleus
Source: RefSeq, a predicted model, not a curated record